Molecule: messenger RNA, 1461 nt
Organism: Vitrella brassicaformis
Lineage: Eukaryota; Vitrellaceae
Source: the annotation of a GenBank genome assembly
CUCUUUGUGAUUUUCCAAAGGACCAAUGUCCUCGUCUGCCGGGUUUCGCUUCUCGCGUCGUAAGCAGGACAUCGAAUGACAUCGGUUUUCGUGGCUUGUGGCUUGCAACCACAUUUCAGCCCAUUUCUGUGUGCCGCGUGUGUCUGGCAGCGUAUGAAGACGACAUCCCAGACGGAUGGACCUUGCCAGAAGGCUCCACCAAAAGGGGCGCAAAGGUGGGUGGGUGGGACCAGUGCUUCCCUCGUUCCUGCGUGAUCUCUGCAGCACUCUCUUGAGUCGUCCUUGUUUGUGCUCGUCAGGCCUUCAAGAAGCAUUGUGCGCAGUGCCAUUCCAUCUACCCGGUGAGCGCGAGGCGAUAGUAUGUAUGGCUUACUCUGUGUGUGGCCCUCCACUUGUGAGGACGUUCGCGCGUAUCUCUAUCUGAUGUGUCAGGAUGGUCGUGUGCCUUUUGCGGGCGCCGCUGCGUGGGGGCCGACGAUGUGGCAGGUGUGCAACAGGACGGCCGGCGCAGUGAUCAUUACAGGCAACGCACACAUCUCCAAAUAUCUCAAAGUGAGAGAGAGCGCUCGCUACUCAGGCAUUUUUGGCUACAGUGAAAAUGGUGCGGCGUGCCGCCUGUUUGCAGGACUCAGGUGUCGUGUGGACGGACGCCAAUCUGAUGAGAUACAUGAAAAACCCCCGGGUGCGUGAAAUGAGAGAGGACGACGUUCAGAGAGCUGUGUGUUCGAUUGUUUGCCGUGCUGUGGCCUGUGUGCAGGCGUUCACUGAGUCGCCUGUUCAGGUCGAUAUCAGACCGAUGGAUGCAGCAUUGUACGUUCACCGAGUUGGGUUUCCCUGCUGCAUACUUGCUUCAGAUGAACUUUGCGGGCAUCAACGACGUGCAGAUGCGCGUCGACAUCUGCCACUACCUGCACACACUAUGUCCCGAGCACCCAGACGGGCGGGCGAUCAUGGCGGCCACCGAAACAACGCCCCUGCCAACUCUUAAGGAGUUCGGCGCCGCACUGGGGCUGGCGGGCAGGGCAGCCUCGCCACCCGCUGCAUGAAACAACCGGCGGAAUGGGGACAGGGAGGGGGGAGGGGCGGGUGUUCGGGUGUAUCGACCGAGUCCACAUACGGUUCGCACUGUUGGAUGUGGGCGGCAUGUGGGUACUGUUGUGCCAUGUGCAAUUUGUCAUAGUAUGCUUCGUGUUGACGGAGCACGGGACUGAUGGUGCAGUGCAGUAUGCGCCUGUGGGGUAGCAGCAGGGGCGGGUCGGUUCGGCUCGGCUCGGGUGUAUGAUGGACAGUACGUAUCUGAACUCACAAUAUGACCCGCAGGAUGAAGUCGGCUAAGUGCCAUUUUUGGGCUUUGCAGCACUGCCAAGAUCUCUGCCUGCACAUACGUCGCAACCGACGACCACUAUUCACAUCGACACACACACACACACACACAUACAUACGUAUGUAUGGUCACACAAA